Molecule: messenger RNA, 1197 nt
Organism: Dioszegia hungarica
Lineage: Eukaryota; Fungi; Basidiomycota; Tremellomycetes; Tremellales; Bulleribasidiaceae
Product: alternative oxidase 1
Exons: 8
Coding region: 1-1197 (398 amino acids)
Biological process (GO): alternative respiration
Cellular component (GO): mitochondrion
Molecular function (GO): alternative oxidase activity
Source: RefSeq, a predicted model, not a curated record
AUGGCCGCCAUCCUCCGCACAGCGCUCUACCGUACCACCACCUCUCCCUCUGUCUUCCUUCGCUGCUCCGCCACCACCACAGUCCACGCCCGAUCCUUCUCCGCUGCCGCCCGCAGGCAGAUCGAGGCAGGUCGCUCCCAUCAGGCGUCCACUGCCCUGCAGGCGGACGUCCACCAUCGCGAAGAGGGAUCGAAGGUGGGAGUAGUAGGAGAGGAGAUGAAGGGGUCUGAGGGGCCGCACUAUCAGGACAAGGCGAUCUCGGAUACGCUCUCGAGUCACGACCAACAUGGAUCGUGGACGCUCAUGCAGCCGAUCUACACCAAAGAGGAGGUGGACUGUGUCCAGGUGGUAGGGCGGACGCCUGUUACAACGAGCGAUAAGAUUGCGCAUGGCCUGGUCAACGUACUACGCAAGACCUUUGACUUCUUCGCUCGCUACAAGCACUACGACGUCCCCGCCGAUAUCCUCGCCAUGAAGCCAAUCCCCAUCGAAAAGCUCCGAGCCGAGGGCAAGAUCUUGACCGUCAAUCAGUGGAUGACGCGGGUCAUCCUUCUCGAGAGCUUUGCGGGCUGUCCGGGGAUGGUGGCUGGAACGCUGAGGCAUCUGAGGAGUUUGAGACUAUUGAGGAGAGACGGAGGGUGGAUCCAUACCAUGUUGGAGGAAGCAGAGAACGAGCGGAUGCACCUCUUGACAUUCCUCACGGUCGCCCAGCCCACCUGGCUCACUCGAGUAAUGGUCAUGGCCGCCCAGGGAGUGAUGUACAAUAUCCUGUUCUUCUCCUACCUGGUCUCCCCUCGGACCGUCCAUCGCUUUGUCGGCGCCCUCGAGGAGGAAGCGACAAGAACCUACACUCACUGUAUCUCCGACCUGGAGAAGGGCCUCAUCCCCGAGUGGGUUGACGUCCCCGCCCCCAAGAUCGCCAUCGACUAUUGGCGUAUGGGUCCCGAAUCGACACUCCUCGACGUGAUCAAAGCGGUCAGGGCGGACGAGGCGACACACCGGUUCGUCAACCAUAGCCUGGCCAAUCUGGAUCAAGCACGCGACUUCAACCCCUUCGCGCUGGGCGAGCCGAGCGCCGAGCUGAGAGGGACCACAGCAGAAUUCACAAGAGCUCAGUCGGCCGACUUUGCGAGGAGAGCGCAGCAGCAGGUGGUGGAGCAACAGCAGCAGGCGAGGAUCGAGCACGCGGGACAAUAG